This is a messenger RNA of Grosmannia clavigera kw1407, 345 nucleotides long. RefSeq lists its product as uncharacterized. Bases 1 to 345 code for a protein of 114 amino acids. The record is from RefSeq and is a predicted model, not a curated record. NCBI's taxonomy places the organism in Eukaryota, Fungi, Ascomycota, Sordariomycetes, Ophiostomatales, Ophiostomataceae. The transcript has 2 exons.
AUGCCUCCCUUUUCAGCCCGUAGUAGCUCAGUAGCCAAGCAGACGGUCGCCGCUGAUAAGGCCCUUGAUGCUGGACUGAACAUUGGAGAAGCGCAUGAAGCCGCACGCCUCGCUCUCCAAAUGGUUGAUGAAAGCGGCCAGUGUCUUGAAGUCCUGACGACAGCUCCGCCCGUUGGUCUGGCUGGUGUUAGCGAGAACAUGGACAAGAGGGAAGGUCGUGGACGUACGAGCACCCGAGCCGAGAUGCUGGUUCAGAGAUUGCAGCGAGCGGAACUCGCGGUUGCACAGGAAGCAUUCGUAGCCUCUACCGUUCCAGGCUUUCGCGGUGGCCUCCACUUGGGAUGA